This is a messenger RNA of Nothobranchius furzeri (turquoise killifish), 780 nucleotides long. RefSeq names its product prefoldin 5 (gene pfdn5). NCBI's taxonomy places the organism in Eukaryota, Metazoa, Chordata, Actinopteri, Cyprinodontiformes, Nothobranchiidae. Gene Ontology annotation, cellular component: cytoplasm; prefoldin complex. The record is from RefSeq and is a predicted model, not a curated record. Gene Ontology annotation, biological process: RNA polymerase I assembly; RNA polymerase III assembly; RNA polymerase II core complex assembly.
CUUUCCGGUUGCGUCAUGGACAAAUUUACAUUUGUCCACAUGGGGGCGGUAAUGAGACCGUAUUCCAUCGUAUUAGGCGGAAGCAAAACUGCGUCAGUGCAGGUUGGUCAUCACGCUUUCAACAUGGCGGUGAAUCUUUCAGACCUCUCCAUGCCUCAGUUAGAAGGAUUAAAAACCCAACUGGAUCAGGAGGUUGAGUUCUUGACGUCUUCGAUAAGUCAGUUGAAAGUUGUCCAGGCCAAGUAUGUUGACGCGAAAGACAGCUUGAAUGUACUGAACCAAAACAAUAAAGGAAAGGAAUUGCUGGUGCCUCUUACAAGCUCUAUGUAUGUCCCUGGAACAUUAAGUGAUGUGGAACAUGUCCUAGUUGACGUGGGGACAGGAUAUUAUGUUGAAAAGAACGUGGAGGACUCAAAAGCUUUCUUUAAGCGCAAAAUAGACUUUCUCACAAAGCAGAUGGAGAAAAUUCAGCCGGCUCUUCAGGAAAAGCAUGCUGUGAAACAAGCUGUAAUUGAAGUAAUGACACUGAAGAUCCAGCAGUUACAGCAGAGCCAGCAAGCAUCACAGAUGGUUGGAACCACCAAGGCCUAGUCGGAACAAUGGCUUUAUUUAAUCACGACUCGACGUUUUUUAAGUUUGUGUGCACAAAAGACCGGAAACUAAAAUGCUCAGACCUCAUUAGAUCUAAGUGGACUAUUGUCUCAAUGAAGAAAAUGUGUACUUGUGUCAAUUUUAAAUUAAAGAAAUUCGAAUAAGUUUGAUUAAAGAGGUCAAGUUGGA